UUUGCCUGUUGGGGGCAGUAUACAAUCUAACAACAAGGUCUACUACCGGAAAUUCAGAAAACGUUUCAACGAAGUGUUUUCAGCGUGCAGACUUCAGAGAGGAGGUACUAAGCCUGCCAUUAUUUGAUCAGGACUAAAAGGACAAGGCAGCACAGCCAGCCAGCCAGCAUUAACUGCUCCGUAGUUUACAGCCAGCCAAGUAGUCCUAGGCCCGGAACACCGUCAUCCAAGAUGGACUCCUGGGUUCGGUUCAAUACCCAGAGUCAAGCGAAGGAGAGAGUUUUGAGGGCUGCACAGUAUGCUUGCAUGUUGUUGGGCUACACUCUGCACAAAAGCAGUGUAGCCACUGACCUCCAAAGAACUAUCAGUGAACUGGAAGCACAUAUGAGCCUGACAAGAAAGUUGCUGCGUCUGGGGAACUCUGUAGAGGCUCUGCAGGCAGCCAAGAUGACCAUCCAUCUUUCUGACAGUGUUCUGAGGCUGUGCCUUACCAUUGGUCACCUGAACAGAGCCAUGUACUUUGCUUGUGACAAUGUUCUCUGGGCAGGGAAAAUUGGCAUAAUUUCCAAACUUGAUCAACAGAAAUGGAAUCAUAGAUCUUUCAGGUACUACCUAUUUGCUCUGAUUCUCAAUGUCACUCGAGAUGUGUAUGAACUCUGCCUGCUCCUGGACUGCGAGGAUUGUUACAGAAGUACCAAAUCACCAUUGUCUACUAGUCCCAGCAGUGCCAUCCCUGCUGACCAACUGUCUUCAUCAUCAUCUUCUUCCAUUCCAGUCACUGUAACUCCUGCUGUCAUGUGGGUCUGGCUCCGCAAACGCAUCCAUCAAGUAGGAACUGUCCUGUACAACAACCCACCACUCCUGUUGGACCUGCUGAAGAAUGGCUGUGAUAUUUUUAUUCCACUGGACAAGCUGGGGAUUUAUCAAACAGGCCCAGGCUUUGUUGGGACUUGUGGGUUGCUCUCAUCAGUCCUCUCUAUUGUCACAAUGCUCCAUCCAUGGCUAAAACUGAAGCCAUGAACCCAGAUAAACCACACACAAUGGGUCAUCACACCAAAUUCUGUGAAAGAAAGGGUUUCCUGCCAUCACUGUACCAUGUUAUGGUUCCAUCCAACAGCAGGUGGUUUAUCAUUCCAAAAAAAACAUAUCCUUGCUCCACCUGGGGCCAAAUACAGUAUAUAUAUAUAUAUAAAAAAAGAUACCAACAAAUGCAUGUCACUAAAACUGCACACACAGCAGAAAUGUUUGACACUUAAAUGUUCAUUUUUUAUUGGUUCAUUGGUUUAUUCGUUUUAUUGGAAAAUAUUAAUUUUUACAAAAACUCAUAAUAUCAGAAAGAUAGUUAAAUAUAGUUUCCAAACAUACAUAAAUCACAUAGCAGCACCUAUACACAGAGGUUUUUCGGUCUACCGACCAGUAAUUAAUCUCACUGGACAAUGUGACUUUCUCUUUAAAAUGUGCUGAGAAAGGUGGAUGGCUUUGUUGGAAAUUUAGUUUAGCAUCUGACCCCUAUUGUUGCAGUCUAAAUUUCAGUUUUUCCAAAAAAUUAUCAGGUACUAAUAUCCGAGAAAUAUUAUGUUAUUUCACACUAGCUUGAUACACCAUGACUUUUAACUCAUCAAUGUGCAACUAAAGCAUGUUAACAAGAUGCAUUGUCUAUUAUUCCUCUACCUUGUGGUUUUUCUCAGAUGAAAAACCACAAUGAUAACAUAUGUUAUGUUAUCAUAUAAAGUACCUGCCCUCCCCUUAUUUUUUUUCCAGGGGUUAGUUUGUCAAGGGAAAAAAAAUCGGGACUAAAAUUUGUUCAGAAAAAAGUAAAAGAUUUCAAACUUACAUCCUGGACACAGACUAUAUGUUUCAGCCAAGGAAACUUUGUUUACAUGGCUCCAGAAGAAACAUAUCAAGGUCAUGGAAUGGCUCCUGGCUAGUCUCCUGACCUCGAUCCCAUUGAAAAUCUAUGGAGAGAGCAGAAGCUUCGUGUUUACAAAUGCAUGCUUAAAAAUCUUAAGAAUUUGGUGAUGGGCCAAAAUUACUCCUGAAGUGUGUGCACACCUUAUAAAAAAAUCCCAACAAAAACUUCUUUCAUGCAUGUAUAACCUACUGACUUCUGUGCUUUCCAAGGGUUUUGCCACCAAAUAUUAAAUGAUGUUUCACUGGGGGGGAGGGGGGGAGGGUCAAAUACUUACUUCCUUCAAUAGAAUUCAAAUUAUAGAUUUUUUCUCAUUUUAUGUAAUUUUCUGUUUUUCUUGUGAUAUUAUGUGUCACUGUUAAAAUAAAGCUGGCAUAAAAUUUUGAUUAUAUACAUAUACUGUAUAUAUGUAAAAAUGUUUCAUUCAUUUUUUGUGUAAUUUUUUUAAAAAGUCAGUGGGGGAUCAAAUACUUAUUUCCUCCGCUGUAAGUAAACAUAGAAAAAGGUUGAACAAAUAUGUCAAGAAUAUUUUUAUGCAUUUCCAUUAGACUUUCUAACUUUUGCCUGAACUGAUAUUUUUACUUUUUUGUGCUCUUUUUUUCCUUCUAUCAAUGACAUGAUCUGUCAAAUUGCUGAACAAAGUAAAAGUGAAUGUGAA
This is a messenger RNA of Xiphophorus hellerii (green swordtail), 2567 nucleotides long. It is a transcript of the gene pex11b, whose product is annotated as peroxisomal biogenesis factor 11 beta. The transcript is spliced from 4 exons. Gene Ontology annotation, biological process: peroxisome fission. The coding region runs from base 232 to 1020 and encodes 262 amino acids. The record is from RefSeq and is a predicted model, not a curated record. Gene Ontology annotation, cellular component: peroxisomal membrane. NCBI's taxonomy places the organism in Eukaryota, Metazoa, Chordata, Actinopteri, Cyprinodontiformes, Poeciliidae.